AUGUAUCGUGAAACAUUAGGUAUUACAGAAAAGUUUCUCAGAGACAAAUAUAACGCUACAGACGAUGAAAUCGCCCAAUUAAACGAUCUGUAUGCCUUUCAAUUUGAAAAGCGUUCGUCAAUGCCAUAUCCUACUGCGGCAACCAAUCAUCCAUCAUUAGUAUUGGAUGGAUUUCUCUACCACGGUGACAUAUACCACGCAUCGAAUGGAAAAUUAUUGAAAGAAUUGGAUAUCAAGCAUAUUAUUGAUGUAUGUGACUGUGAGCUGGAAAAAGAGAUCGUUAAUAAUUUCAAUGUUUUAUGGAUCAAUCUCAAUGAUGAUUUUAUUGCAGAUAUAAAGAAAUAUUUUGAGACAACAAAUCAAUUUCUAUAUGAGUGUAAACAGAAGAAGGAGAAAGUGUUAGUACAUUGUCAAAUGGGAAUAUCACGUUCAUCAUCGGUUGUUUUAGCUUAUUUGAUGAAAUAUCACCAUGAUACUCUAAAGAAAGCGUACGAUUAUCUACUUGAACGACGUCGCGUUGCUGGCCCGAAUGCUUCAUUUCUUUUACAAUUACUCCGUUAUGAGAAAGAAUUGCGCGCUACUAAAGAAAUCGAUGAGAGUAAAAACAACGAUGAUAAACAAAAUCCAUUCGAAACAGUUGAUAUCAAUGAAACAGCCACUGUCUCGAACACACAAACAAACAAUAAUCAAAUGACAUAA
Messenger RNA from Adineta ricciae, 699 nucleotides. Lineage: Eukaryota; Metazoa; Rotifera; Eurotatoria; Adinetida; Adinetidae. The record is from the annotation of a GenBank genome assembly.